This is a messenger RNA of Rotaria sordida, 3096 nucleotides long. The record is from the annotation of a GenBank genome assembly. Lineage: Eukaryota; Metazoa; Rotifera; Eurotatoria; Philodinida; Philodinidae.
GGAAAGUCCUUAGAGUUAGGAAAAUUUUCAUAUCUCCUUUACGGCUCAACCAAACGAGCUCAUUUUUUUUAACAAAGAUUGAGGCAUGUUCACACUCCAAAUCCAUAUGGACAAGGGUAUUGAGAAUCUUUGUUAAGUAUCACUAUUGACUUAAACAAGAAAAUUUUAGUGUUCCACAGAGAGGAAGAAAAACCAUAUACUUAACAAAGGUUCUCACUAACUUUGUGAGUAUGGAUUUGGAGUGUGGAUAUGCCUCUAUCCUGGGUAAAAAUAUCAGUUGGUUCGCUCAAGCCAUAAUGGAGAGAGUCAAUUGUCUUUUCAAUAAAGUGUCUUUUGCCCGAUCCUAUGUAAUGUUUGUUUUUCUAACUGUGAAACAGUAAAAUUUUCUUGUUGCGGUCAAUAGCGAUACUUAACAAAGAUUCUCAAUAUCCUUGUCCAUAUGAAUUUGGAGUGUGAACAUGCCUCAAUCUUUGUUAGAAAAAUGAGCUCGUUUAGUAUAACCAUAAUGGAGAUAUCCAAAUUUUUGUAACUCUAAGGACUUUCCGGACACCCUAUACUCCAAUUAGCGUUCUUGUUUCUCAAAAAUACCAUUCGAUAGCCAAAACAAACCGUUUCUAUGCGUGUACAGGAGUAAUGUUGUUUAUUGAAAGUGAUCAUUUUCAUGUCACUCUCCUCCUCCCCUCACCGCAAUGUUCACCAGGAUGGAUAUUGUAGACUCAUGAGGGUAGUAAUCUAGUAUCUCAUUCAUAAUUUUUAUAAAGUACUUUGUCUAACUCAUGAGCAUCUAGCAUAUAUAUAUGAGUUUCAAGACCGAAUAAAUAUUCAGAGCCUUUGCUAAUGCAGGAUUUUGAAAGAAAGGUUGGGCAAUUGAAAAAUUGACUUUUUGUUUUAACUAGCUCGACCAUACGCUACAUAGAAAUGGUUUUAUUUAAUUACCAAUCGAUAGUGUAUGAAGUUCUCGACAACCAACAUAAAGUUCAUUUUGGAUUAUACGCUUGAUUAGAAUUAGCUGAAAACUCAUUUUUCUUAAGUCAUCAGUUUAAGAGUUCAACACUCUCUUGUGACUCCAGUUUUCGUUUUCUAUCGACCUUGUAUAGUCUUAAAUGGUAUCUAUCUACUGAAUACAUUUUGAGAUUCAAAAAUUGCCUUCAAACGAUAAAAAAUUCGAGAAGAAAUGAAAUUUACAUAGUGGAAACAGCGAAAUGUGCAUUUUUCUGAAAAUAUUUUCCUGAAAAGAAUGAAGAAAUGUUCCAGUCUCUUUGAUCAAAUGCGUCUGACCAAGCUAAAGCAUGCUUCACAUAUAAUAAACAAUGUUUAAAACGGCUAUUUUUUUAUUUUUAUUUCAAAAAAAAAUAUUGUUCUACUGCUGUUUGGUAAAUCUUACAAAAAAAAGUUCUACUAAAACAAACGUGACUUUUAGAGUACUUUAGUUAUUUUAGUUUUUCUUUUUUACCGAAAGGCAAAAAUAGAAAAUUUCCAAUCCAAACAAUGUUUGAUACCUCUAAAACACAUCGUAUACUACAUCUUGCAGAAAUCGAAUUAAAAUUGGGGCCAUUUUUUGCCAUAAUGAUUCUAGUAUUGCAUAAAAGACAUCAUUUAAGAGUAUUAUAUCUGUAGCAACUUUUGCUCUACUUAUCAAGAUCUAUGCAUCCUAGAAAUUAUAAAUUUUUCAGAUGACUUAUUCUUCAGAAAAUUCCAAACUGAGGUACUCUUUUUUUUAAUCUCUUGAUUCUUGUUCAAUAGAGUGGAACAAAUAUUUUGAUAUAUGCAUAUGGUCUUGUUGAUCCCGAUGAAUCUGAGAUAAACUAUCAUGAAACUCGUCGAGGUACACGUAUGGUUCCACUUCAAUCUUAUAAUCAACCGCCAUCGGAUGAUAAAUUUGCUGGACUCGAUUAUUUUGAACUUCGUUUAAACAAUUACAUUGUUCCAUCAAAUGAUACAACAUAUUAUUGUAAAAUUUACAAAGCACCAACUUCUUAUACAACAAAACGACAUGCUAUUGCUUACAAAAUAUUGAUUGAUGAUGAAAACUCCGAUCUCGUUAAUCAUUUACUUUUACAUGAAUGUAAUCCUUCAUUUACUUUUGAUGAUAACAAUCUUCCUAACGGAGUUUGUGAUGAAAUUAAUGAUAAAAUCGAGCCUUGUUCAGCUAGUAUAGCUACUGGAUGGGCAUUGAUUGAAUUUCCUGAACAAGCUGGAUAUCCAGUUGGUUUGAAUUCUCCAAAUAAAUAUUUUAUGGUUCAAAUACAUUAUGAUAAUCCACAACAAAUUUCAAAUCGUCGUGAUAGUACUGGAAUUCGAUAUUAUCUUGGUAAUCAACUUCGUCAGCAUGAUCUUGGAUAUUUAACAUUUGGCACAGUUUCAAGUCUUCUUGGUCUUGCUAUUCCGCCAAAAGUCGAAAAAUUUAUAGUUGAUUCUUAUUGUCCAAGUAAUGUCACUCGUACUAUUCCAAAAUCGGGUAUAACACUAUUACCUUCUUUUCCACAUACUCAUUUACAAGGUGUUAGUUUAUGGACUAAAUUAAUUCGUAAUAAGACAGCUGUUGAAUAUCUAUUUAAUGCUGAAUCAUAUCAUUUUAAUUAUCAAUUUGAAAACCGUCUAGCAAAACCAAUACAACUUUAUCCAGGAGAUGAAUUUGCUACUCGAUGCAUUUAUAAUACAAUGAACAAAAAUGAAAUUACAUUGGGUGGAGAAAAAACAAGAGAAGAAAUGUGUUUACAUUUUUUCACUUAUUAUCCUCGAAUGGAUGAUCUUUCUGUAUGUUACACGAUGAAUACAGUUCAAUCAUUACAAGAUAUCAUCAAUUCUUCAGCACCAUUUGAUUAUUUUGCUGCCAAAAAAUGGUUCCUCGAUUUGAAAUGGACACCAGAAUCGGCUAAACAAUGGCAAGAAUAUUACAAUAAAGCUCCACGUGUAGCAGUUUUUGCUGGAGCAGGACAAUUUGAGGUGGAACCUCUUGAUACUCUACCAGAAUAUCAAGAUUUUAUACCAGUCCAGUGCCAAAAACAAAUAAUCACGAACAACAAUGCUGCUUUUAUUUAUCGGAAAACAUAUAGUUUUUUAUCAGUUUUUAUUAUUUUAGCAUUCGUUGUUUAA